CAUUUUGGACCAAGAAAAGUCUCUUCUUCCUCCCUUCUAAUUAUCAAAUUUAAUUUAAUGUAAUAUUACAAUGCUCAUUUUUUGUUUUUAUACGCAACUCAUAUUUUUAUUUUUAAACCCUUCCCUCUGAAUCUAUCUAUCUAUCUUUCUUUCUUUCCUUCUUUCUUCGCGUUCAACCCAACCUCACGAAUUUCAAUUUUCCCUUUCCAAUUUCAAGCACAAUUCAAGAGGAAAUUCCGAAAUUGAUUGUCUCUUAGUGAUACAGGACUACUGUUGCUCUGACACUUGUCCUGUUGGUGCUGACAAGAAAGGCUAUCUUCCUUUGUACCCCUGUUUUGAGAAUUGAUAUCUGUUUGGCAGAGUCCUUAAUCUCUCUGUUGCAUGUGGUGUCUCCUUCACGGUGCCACAUCUUUUAUCCAUGGGGGAGUGGAUUGUUGGUGCUUUCAUUAACCUCUUUGGUAGUAUUGCUAUAAACUUUGGGACCAAUCUACUCAAAUUAGGGCAUAAUGAGAGAGAAAGACAUGUACUUGGAAGUGAUGGGUUAAAUGGGAAGAUGACUCUGAAGCCUAUUAUAUCUUUCCAGAGUUGGAGAAUAGGUAUCCUAUUUUUCUUUCUUGGAAAUUGCCUUAAUUUCAUUUCCUUUGGCUAUGCUGCUCAGUCACUUCUUGCAGCCUUGGGAUCUGUUCAGUUUGUAUCUAACAUUGCCUUUGCUUACUUUGUCUUGAACAAAAUGGUGACAGUCAAGGUACUGGUUGCUACAGCUUUCAUUGUUCUCGGAAACAUUUUUCUAGUUGCUUUUGGCAAUCACCAAUCACCUGUUUUCACACCAGAACAGUUGACAGAGAAAUAUACCAAUGUUGCAUUCCUGCUGUACCUUCUAGCUUUGAUCGUAAUCGUUGCCUUGCAUCACUCUGUUUACAAGAGAGGAGAACUUCUACUUGCAGUAUCAGGACAUGACCUUAGACCCUAUUGGAAUAUGCUGUUGCCCUUUUCAUAUGCUGUAGUUUCAGGGGCUGUAGGUUCAUGCUCAGUAUUGUUUGCUAAAUCACUUUCUAACCUCUUACGACUGGCAAUGUCCAAUGGUUAUCAGUUGCACAGCUGGUUCACAUAUUCUAUGCUGCUUUUAUUUCUCAGUACUGCUGGAUUCUGGAUGACCAGGUUGAAUGAAGGACUGGCCUUGUUUGAUGCCAUUCUUAUUGUUCCCAUGUUUCAGAUAGCAUGGACUCUCUUCUCAAUCUGUACAGGGUUUAUAUAUUUUCAGGAAUAUCUGGUAUUUGAUGCCUUAAGGACAACAAUGUUUAUACUAGGAAUGAUGUGUGUGUUCCUUGGCAUUUCUUUGCUGGCACCUGAUGAAUCAAAAGGUGCUGAGACUAAAGACAGUUCUUUGGAUUCCAUGGUGUCUCCUGCCAUUUCAAUAGAAGCGAAAAGGUUAGUAGUGUCUUCUGAAGAAGCACAAAACAGAGAGACAAGAUCGUUUGUCAAAGGAAUGCGAAUAAAGAUUACAGAUAUGUUAGCCAAGGCAAAGGCUUCUUUUGCAUUAUCUUUUGGGUUUGGCGAGGAUUCCAUUAAUGCAUCUUCAGUUCUUGUGAUGCCAAUGAUGUCUUCAAGAAUAACUGGAUUCAGAGGUACUGGGAUUGACCGAUCAAGGAUGUUGUCCAUGAGAAAUUAUGGUUGGAGCAAGAUCCCUAUGGAUGAAGAUGCUGGGAAAUUGCUUGAAACUAGUCAAAUUGUUCCCCCUAGCCCUUGAUAGUAGUGGUUGGUAAUGGUAGCUAUAGGAUAUUAUAUCCCACGGUGUGGAUAUCUUUUUUCAUUUUUUCCUCAUUUUUUUUAUUGACUGGAGUAGCUGAGUUAGAAACCUGUCAUCAUUCAAUUAUUUGCUCCGUUGUUGAGCAUUCUUGUAAUCUCCCACGGAAAGAGGAUCCAAAAAUUGUUGUAUAUUGUAUAUACUUACUGUAAAUUUUUUCUUGGAAAAUUGAAAGUUAAAGAAACAAAGAACUAUUCAGACAUUGGAAUGACAAAA
Molecule: messenger RNA, 2020 nt
Organism: Lotus japonicus
Lineage: Eukaryota; Viridiplantae; Streptophyta; Magnoliopsida; Fabales; Fabaceae
Product: probable magnesium transporter NIPA8
Exons: 14
Coding region: 419-1747 (442 amino acids)
Biological process (GO): magnesium ion transport
Cellular component (GO): membrane
Molecular function (GO): magnesium ion transmembrane transporter activity
Source: RefSeq, a predicted model, not a curated record